Molecule: messenger RNA, 850 nt
Organism: Coturnix japonica (Japanese quail)
Lineage: Eukaryota; Metazoa; Chordata; Aves; Galliformes; Phasianidae
Gene: TOMT
Product: transmembrane O-methyltransferase
Biological process (GO): dopamine metabolic process; catecholamine catabolic process; developmental process
Molecular function (GO): catechol O-methyltransferase activity
Source: RefSeq, a predicted model, not a curated record
GUGGGGGCUCCGGGAUCCAAUAGGGUUUACCAUGGUGUCCCCCGCCAUCGCUCUGGCCUUCCUCCCCUUCCUCAUCACUCUGCUGAUCCGGUACCGCCAUUACCUGGUGCUGCUGUACCGCGCCGCGCUGCUGCCUUGGCUGCAGGACCGACUGACCGGGGUCCCCCGCGAACAACGCGCCUUCCAAUACGUGCUGAGCCACGCCAUCCCCGGGGACCCCCAGCACAUCCUGCUCACCUUCGACCAGUGGAGCUACAACUGCGAGCACCUCAGCUGCGUGGGACCCCUCAAAGGGAAGAUCGUGGAGCGGCUGCUUUGUGAGCGGGCACCUCGUUCUGUGCUGGAAUUGGGCACGUACUGCGGGUAUGGCACCGUGCUGAUGGCUGCGGCGCUGCCGGGCGGCGCUCACCUCUGCACCGUGGAACCCAACCCACAGCACGCGGCCGUGGCCGAGAAGGUGAUUCGGCUGGCGGGAUUCGAUGAGCAGACGGUAGAGCUGAUCGUGGGCCCCACCGACGAGGUGAUCCCGCAGCUGAAGGCGCAGAACGGCUUCGACUUUGUGUUCAUGGACCAUUGGAAGAGGAGCUACCUGAGGGACCUGAGGCUGCUGGAGGAGCACGGGCUGCUGGCUGAUAAGGCCACGGUGCUGGCUGAUAACGUGGUGUUCCCCGGCGCGCCGCAUUUCUUGCAAUACGCCAAGACGUGCGGCAAGUAUCGGUGCAGGGUGCACAGAGCCAGCCUGGAGUAUUGCAGGGCCAUCCCCGACGGCAUCGCUGAGCUCUGCUACGUCGGGGCACGGUGAGAUGGGACAGAUCACAACCCAGCCAUUAAAACACAAAGGGAACGUGGG